Erigeron canadensis is the source of this 992-nucleotide messenger RNA. RefSeq lists its product as uncharacterized. The transcript is spliced from 4 exons. Lineage: Eukaryota; Viridiplantae; Streptophyta; Magnoliopsida; Asterales; Asteraceae. The record is from RefSeq and is a predicted model, not a curated record. The coding region runs from base 78 to 896 and encodes 272 amino acids.
UAUUUAAGUAUGCUAAUCUGGUUGCUUUUUGUACCAGGUCCAUCUAAACGCGACAUGCUCAUCCCGUUCAGAUCAAAAUGCCGCGUCUUAGAAGUAACUACAUGGUUAAAGUACGCAAAAGGAUGGUCAAAAGAAUUCCAAAUUUUGAUAAAGACGUUAAUCCUCAUAUCGACUCUAAGAUCAAAUAUCUUAGAAACAAGUAUAAUCCUAUUUCCGAGAUGUUGAUGCAAAGUGGGUGUCAAUGGGAUACUGUUGAGAACAAAAUUGCUUGUGAGAGGCAAUGGUACGAUGACUGGUGUAAGAAUCAUAAAAAUGCAUCUGGUUUAUGGAACUUCAAAUUCCUUUAUCUACAAAAAUUGGACAAUGUGUGGGGUAGAGAUAGGGCAACAGGGCUACAAGCCGAAGAUAUAUCACAAGCAUGCGAAGAUACCAAUAACAACACAGAUGUAGUGUUAUCGUCUUCCUCUGAUAGUGAAGAUGAAGUUGUUAAAGUCACAAAAACACAAAGCAUUCCAAGCCUAAAGAGACAAAAGAAAGUAUCGCCUCCAACAGAAAGUUCUCACAAGAAAAAGAAACCAAUGACACUUCAAGAAACCAUGGAUACAAAGUUAAACUCCUUUGCUUCUGAUUUUAAGUCUAUUUGUGGUGAAAUGGUAGAAAAGAUUGGUGUUGCUGUUAAUGCUUUGAUCGUGGAUAGUAAUAAAUCUGAAACCGUGAGCGAAGAGAAGAUGCAGGAGGUAAUGACUGAACUUGUCAACAUCGGGAUUUCCCACUUGGAUAUUGGCAAGGUUGUCGAGGCUUGCUACAAUGAUCCAACCAAAGUGAAGACGUUGUUUACCUUGCCAUCGUAUAUGAGGAAAGGUUAUGUUAUGGGUUUCUUACAUCCACAAAUUUAGUUCAUGAAUCGUAUCUUAUUAUAUGUUGUUUUGGUAUAAAAGACUACGAAUGAUGUUUAAUAACUGGAUUUUUCGAAUCUAUAAUUUGGUUUUCUA